Molecule: messenger RNA, 500 nt
Organism: Uranotaenia lowii
Lineage: Eukaryota; Metazoa; Arthropoda; Insecta; Diptera; Culicidae
Exons: 4
Coding region: 27-500 (157 amino acids)
Source: RefSeq, a predicted model, not a curated record
UCGCAGUUUUCAAAAUUUCCCGAAAAAUGUGUACGUCCGGCUGCUGCUCACCCGUUUGGGAACCAUCGGAGGAUUUGAGCAACUUGUUCACCGAGAAAAUAUGGACCAAGUAUCGUGGUCACGGAAGGCAUCAUCACCGUUAUGGCGGAGAAUAUCAAAUAAAUUGUGUUCACGACCAUGUCAAGAAGUCUUUCCUGGAUAAUAAGAAAGAACGGAUCCGGCUUAUAUCAUCGAUCAGGCCAAAUUCCAAGUAUCAUCCAGACGAAUUGCAUAUUUUGUACACCACCCCGCAGAUAAGUGCUGAUGAAGACAGGAACAAAGAUGGUACCCACCGGAUCCUGGGGCGGAUCAUCCGAUUACGAGUCCUGGAUCUGUUCUCAAGACGUCUGGAGAAGAAAUUCAGGGAUGGGCUUUCGGAAUCUGCUCCAGGGCGGUCGAAAUUUGGCUUCAUUAAAGCUGUUCCGGAAAUGUUGUCUUCCGGUUCAGAGACCAUCAACUGA